AGUAGCGAGUACGCGCGUUUCGGCGAUUGCUUACGGAUUACUUCAAUAUAUCAGUAAAUUUGUUCUUGUAAUAUUUUAGUAUUAGCGAAAAUCGUUCUGAAAAAAUGCAGUCACUUCACUUGUUCUUAGUUUGCCUACUCUUCUCCUUCAUGACGGCAAACACAGGAUAUGCCGAAUACACAGAGGGCCUGGAGAUACAUCAAGAUUCGCGUGAAAUAGCACCAGCAAAUUUAAGGCGCCUGGCACCAGAAGAUAUUCCAAAAUCACGUCCAAAACGAGGCAUUUUUUGGGACUUUUUUCAGAAAAUGGUGACAACAAAGAAUUUGAUUGUUGAUCAAUACGUUGAUACCAGAGAUUCUCUCAGUGAAGUUUAUAACUUACUGAAUGACGGAUUCAGUGAUCCAGCUCCAAUGAAAUCGACUUUAAGGCCACCAACGAGUACAGCGAAAACCAGCGAGGAGGAUCAAUCUGGCAGCGGUGAAAUAUCUACUACAACCGAGCCUUAUCGGGUGUCACGCUAUGAAUUAGGACGCAUUUUGGGAAGAAACUUUCGCGGCUUGCAACGUUUGACCGAAAUCGAAUUUCAGGAUGCAUUUAAUCAAUCACACUACAAUAUACAAGAGUACAAAGAGGAAGCCCAGAAGCAAUUCGCAAACAGCGUAGGUGUGGAGAAGGUGAACAAAAUUAAGGGACUAAAAGCGACAUUAACUGGCUGAUGGGAAUAAAAUAAAAAUAUAAAUUAUUAGGUGUACAACUUUUCUUCCGCCG
This is a messenger RNA of Ceratitis capitata (Mediterranean fruit fly), 768 nucleotides long. RefSeq lists its product as uncharacterized. NCBI's taxonomy places the organism in Eukaryota, Metazoa, Arthropoda, Insecta, Diptera, Tephritidae. The transcript is spliced from 5 exons. Bases 105 to 716 code for a protein of 203 amino acids. The record is from RefSeq and is a predicted model, not a curated record.